Molecule: messenger RNA, 2084 nt
Organism: Metopolophium dirhodum (rose-grain aphid)
Lineage: Eukaryota; Metazoa; Arthropoda; Insecta; Hemiptera; Aphididae
Product: inactive pancreatic lipase-related protein 1-like
Exons: 11
Coding region: 83-1627 (514 amino acids)
Biological process (GO): lipid metabolic process
Molecular function (GO): triacylglycerol lipase activity
Source: RefSeq, a predicted model, not a curated record
AUGAACAGUUAACAAGCGCACAUCGUGUUCAGUCGACCGAUGAUCAUUAUUCAACGAAGGUGCAAGUCAUAACUAUAUCGUUAUGUUGUUUAAGUUCCAGUUACUAUCCAUAGGAAUUUUAAUAUUCCUAAACACUUUAAAUAAUUGUAAUGGACAAUCACCGGAUAAUACUGUAAAAAAAAUAACAGGAGUUAUUAAAAAUUCAGUGACAGGCGUUCAAAAUUCUACCACAUUGAUAGUACACAAUGUUAAAGAUAUUUGUGAAAAGAUUGGUGAUUGUGUGAAACAAAGUGGGACCAAAGUAGUAAACAAAACUGUUACGAUAACAAAAGAAUCGCUACAAAAUGGAGCCACUGUGGUGAACAAAACUAUCACGACAACCAAAGAGACACUUAAAAGAAUCCCAUUAAAAUCUAUUGAAGAAAUAAUAAAAAAAGCUAAAUGUGUGAUACCCAAGAAUGCCGAUAACAUCCUCAGAGCUGCAUUACUUCAACAGUGUAUUUCACCCAGUCUUGGUUUUGGGAACGAAACUAGAUGUUUUGAAGAACUUGGUUGUUUCUCAAUGGAACAUCCUUGGUCUUCAAAUUUAAGACCUUUUCCACAACCUAUGAAUCCUGAAGAGGUAGAAGUGAAAAUCUACUCAUAUACUAGAAAACAAAAUGCUCGAUACACUGUACAAUUAUGGCCGAAUAUUUUAUUAGAAGGAUCGGAUUUCGAUCCUAAGAGGCCAUUCACUGUAUUUAUAGUGCAUGGAUUUAAUAGCGACGGAGAAAAUCAAUGGAUGUCUGGUCUUAAAGAUGCAUAUUUAAAACAACGUGAUGCAAAUAUUUUCUUAGUUGAUUGGGGAAAGGGAUCAAAGAAAUUUAAUUAUUUACAAGUAGCUUCAAACACAAGGAUUGUCGGUGCAGAAUUAAUUAGGCUUGGAAAAUAUCUCAUCGAUCAUUAUCAACUGGACCCACUGAAAAUUCACGUAAUGGGUCAUAGUUUGGGUGCUCAUAUAUCCUCAUAUUUUGGUAAAGGCAUCCCUGGUUUGAGCCGAAUAACAGCAUUUGACCCAGCUCAACCAGGAUUUGAAGGUUGUCCGAGAGAAGUACGGUUAGAUAAAUCAGACGCUCAUUUUGUUGACGUUAUACAUACUAGCUGUAGACCCACAGUUCCAUUUUUAGGUUUUGGACUUAUCAGUCCCGUAGGCCACGUGGACAUUUAUAUGAAUGGUGGUUUCAUACAGCCUGGAUGUACUUUACCUCCAAUAAAUGAAGUGAAAUUAACGAGUAUUUCAGAUUUAGCUGCUAUUCCUGCUGAUGUACUCGGGACUUGGGUUGCUUGCUCUCACGGAAGAUCGUUUUCAUACUUCACAGAGUCAUUAGACGACAAUUGUACAUUCUGGGCUCAGAAAAUAAAAUUAUUUUCUGCUCUUACAAAUGCUGCAACCGUCGGACAACUCGCGCCAAUUCUGAUGAAUAUUGACAAAUGUCAAUUUAAUGAAUGUGUACCAUUAGGUUUAAAUACUGAUCAAUAUCCAGGUAGAGGUGUUUUUAUUGCAGGAACUGCAUUUUUUGAACCAUAUUGUAAAAGCAAUUUGGAAACGGAUCGGCUUAUGCGGAAGGCAUUUAAAACGAAGAAAUAAAAAAUUGGAAUACAUCAUAUAACAUAGGUAACAUCGUGUACUUCAUCAGCCGCGUCAUAGCGUUAUUUUAUGUAAAUCACUCAGUAUUGUACACAACGUUUAACACUGUAUAAGCAACAAUUUGAAACAUAUGACAAUAAUACCUAUAUAUACAAUACACACAGUAUUCAUAAUACAGCGAAAUAUUCUCAAAGAUACAUAUGGUAAUACAAUUAUUUAAAAUUACGUUUGUUGUUAAAAACUAUGUAUAAGUAUAUAUAACUUUUGAACAACUAUACUAUGUAUAAUUUAAUAUUAUUUUUAUAAAUAAUUCAAUCAAACACAUUCCUGAUUAUUUUUAUAUGAUGAGAAUAUCUCUCCAUAUUUAUUUCUUUUAUAUUUUUCUAAUUUUAUUAUUUAUUAUUCAUUAUAAGUAUUUGUUAGUUAACCUGAAUAAAAUAAAAAUAUUUAUAAUUAA